AUGUCGACUUCCCCGGAGCAAGAGGCAUCAGUCUCAUCUACAAACGAUGCGACCGCACCACAAAAUAAUCCUACCAACACCAGAUCAGGAGAGGUCAAAGAGAAAGGCGCAGAGAAGACAAUAUCAUGUGUAUCGUGCAGGCGAAGGAAAUUGAAAUGCGAUCGAGUAAAACCCAAAUGCGGGACAUGUGGCAGACUAAGACACGAGUGCGAAUAUCCCGAGAGAAGGAGAAACAUAGGUACAAAGAGGAGAAAUAUGAAAGAAUUGGAAGCUAGAUUGGCACAAGUGGAAACCCAGCUCGUGGCAGAGACGCAGCAACUCGCUGCGAAUAAUGCGAAUAAUGCGAAUAAUGCGAAUAAUGCGAAUAAUGCGAAUAAUGCGAAUAAUGCGAAUAAUGCGAAUAAUGCGAAUAAUGCGAUCAAUGCGAUCAAUGCGAUCAAUGCCUUCAAUGCGAUUGAGAUGAACGUGAAUUUAAAUACGAAUGGGAAUUUGAAUACAAUUACAAAUACAAUUACAAAUACCCAACCGGACUGGAAUGCUAUGAAUAUGGAUAUGGACAUGAAUUUCACAGAUGAGGGAAUACAAAAUAUAGGAUACGAUAUCUUGAGUGGAAAUGUCGGGACUGCAUCUACAGUACCAAUUGGAGACUACUUUUCCCAAGAAGUCAUAAGUUUAGGACUACAAGAACCUCUGCCUCCUGAUAAUCUCAUGGAUGAACUAUUCCAAAUAUACUUCGAAAGAUUUCAUCCAACUUUGCCUAUGAUACACAAGGGUCGAUUCUUUGCCGCUCUGAAUAUGCCAACAAACCAUAGACCGCCGGUUUCUUUGCGAUAUGCUAUGAUGACGGUAGCAGCAUCACUUUCGGACAACUACCAGAGUUAUGCUGAAAUCUUCUACGAGAGGGCUAGAAGAUACGCUGAGAUUACGGAGAUGAAGGGACAAGGAGAGGGUUUGAUGUGCAUACCCGCUGUUCAAACAUGGUCACUCAUUAGUAACUACGAGGCCACAAACGCUUAUUUUGGUCGAGCAUGGAUGAGUACAGGAAGAUGUGCACGAUUAUGUCAUAUGCUUUCACUGCAAAGGCUUGAUGCAGAGGGACCUUUUGGAGGAAAGAAAUUACUACCUCCAUCGAAGGAUUGGGUCGAACAGGAGGAGCGACGAAGGACAUUCUGGGCAGCUUACUAUGGUGACAGAUGGUCUAGCUGUGCUACCGGAUGGCCAAUGAUGUUUGAUGAGGAAAAGAUUGAUACCAACCUACCAUGUAACAAUGAUGCAUGGGAUUUAGGGGUAAAGGAAAACACAUGCUCGUUGGCUGCGGCAUUAACUCCCGAGGGUGCUUCCACGAUAUCAUCUUUUGCUGGAGUUAUCCUGUCAGCGUGUCUGUUCGGUCGCAAUAGCCAGCACACGCUUAAAAGUGGUCCAGAGGAUGGUGCCAACGAUCUCGCCAAUGGUUCAUUCUGGAAGAACCACAGGAAAAUGGACAAUAUAUUGUCUAGUACAUUCAUGUUUCUACCUGAUCACCUCAGAUUCCCUGCUGGACUGAGGGAUCCCAACAUUGUCUUUUUCCAUAUGAACAUACAUUGUGCAACAAUCUGUUUACAUCAAGGAGCAGUCAUGGUUGCUGAGCGGGAAAAUAUCAGUCAAUCAUUCAUAAGCCAAAGCGAAGCGAGAAGUUUGAUGGCAGCCGAAGAAAUAACGAAUCUGAUGCGCCUUAUAAGUCAUUUCGAUGCAUCCAAGAUGAGUUCAUGGAUAGGCUUUUGUCUUUAUGUUGCUUCUGGUGUUAUCCUCCAGGAUACAAGAAAGGAUAGACCAAACCCACAAAGUUCCAGCAAUUUAGAGUUUAUGGUGUCAGCUAUGAAGGCUGUUGGGAAAAAGCACAUCAUUGCAAAACACUUUACUGCUCAACUUGAACUCGAAAUUAAGACACAGAGAGUCGAUCGCAAUGAUAUGGCAAACAGUCUUUAUGAUUUGCAUAACUCUCCAGAAGCAGACGACCCGAGUGUUUGCGUUUUCCCUCAUAGCUACCGAAGAAAAGGUCCAAAGGAUGAGUCUUCUCGUAGCUCAAUUGAUACCGGUCAAACAAGAAGCAUGUCUGCCAAUACGCCCCCACAAGCCACACAACAACCAACAUACGAUGCCAUCUCAAAAGUAGUAUCUGCUUGCCCCUUUGCAGCAAACUUCCCUCCACAACUAAAUCCGCAAGGAGAUUCAGGCAGCGAAGCAAUUGAAUCUGACUUGAGUUGGCCUCAAACUGGAAAUACCCCUUCUUCAGAAUCUUCAACAUCCAAUACAACAUAUCCAUAUCGCAAUUCAAAAUCUAUGGACUCGAAUUCGAACUGGGCUUUUGAUCCAGAGGCAACGCGGUAUAUGGUAGAUCCGUUGGCAUUGAAUGGCUCGAAUAGAGAUUUGGGGAAUGAAGUGCAGGAUAAUGUGUUAUUGAAUGAUUUGCUUAAUAGUGCACCUUGGGAUAACACUUAUCAACAUGUUGGUCUGAAUUCACGGCACGGUAGUGGAUAGAGGGGGGUUUUUUGGUGGAAUAUGAAGGAAACUUGUACAGUAUUAUACACGCGUAGAUAUAUAGGAAUCUCGAAAUAUUAGACAAGAUUUCCACUCCU
Molecule: messenger RNA, 2615 nt
Organism: Botrytis sinoallii
Lineage: Eukaryota; Fungi; Ascomycota; Leotiomycetes; Helotiales; Sclerotiniaceae
Exons: 9
Coding region: 1-2517 (838 amino acids)
Biological process (GO): regulation of DNA-templated transcription; DNA-templated transcription
Cellular component (GO): nucleus
Molecular function (GO): DNA-binding transcription factor activity, RNA polymerase II-specific; DNA binding; zinc ion binding
Source: RefSeq, a predicted model, not a curated record